AUGGAGGUGGAACUGAAGGAGAUGCUUAACGACCUCGAAUCUCUGAAGAGAUCGCUAACUGAUCCUUCUCAUCAUGCUCCAAUCGAUCAGCUACAAUUGCGUGUAGAACGCCUUACUAGUCUUGCAAGUUCUGGACCUGUUCGACGUUCGAAAGUAAAGGAUAUGAGUGCCGAGGUGGUAGAUAGCAAUCCCUACAGUAGGCUUAUGGCACUUCAGAGGAUGGGUAUUGUGGAAAACUAUGAAAGAAUACGGGACUUCUCAGUUGCCAUUGUUGGAGUAGGUGGUGUAGGAAGCGUAGCAGCUGAAAUGCUAACAAGAUGUGGUAUUGGUCGCCUUUUGUUGUAUGAUUAUGACAAAGUAGAGUUAGCUAACAUGAAUAGGUUAUUCUUUCGACCAGAGCAGAGCGGUAUGACAAAAACAGAUGCUGCUGUACAGACCCUUUCAGACAUAAAUCCUGAUGUUGUGCUUGAGAGCUAUACACUGAACAUCACAACAGUGCAAGGUUUUGAUACCUUUAUGUCCAGUUUAAAAGAUAAAUCAUUCCGCCCAAAUAAAGAAGGCAGUGGAGUGGACCUUGUGUUAAGCUGUGUUGAUAAUUAUGAAGCAAGAAUGGCUGUUAAUCAGGCUUGCAAUGAACUGAAUCAGACAUGGAUGGAGUCUGGUGUGUCUGAGGAUGCUGUUUCAGGCCAUAUUCAGUUGCUGAUUCCUGGUGAAACUGCCUGUUUUGCAUGUGCACCACCUUUGGUUGUAGCAUCUGGAGUGGAUGAACGUACACUUAAGCGGGAAGGGGUUUGUGCUGCAUCUUUACCUACUACUAUGGGAGUUGUUGCUGGGCUUCUAGUCCAAAAUACACUAAAAUACUUGCUGAACUUCGGAAACGUCUCCCCAUACUUGGGAUAUAAUUCUCUUAAAGACUUCUUCCCAACCAUGGAAAUGAAGCCAAACCCUCAGUGUUCAAAUUUUGCUUGUCUAGAACGGCAGAAAGAAUUCUUGCUUGUAAAGCCAGCUAGGGAUGCUGCACUUAAAGCAAAGAUGGAAGCUGAAGCAUCAUCAUCAGUUACAGAAUGUCCACUUCAUCUUGAUAAUGAAUGGGAAAAUAAGGGCAGGGCGGGACAUUGGGGAUAUUUUCUCACUUGCAUUGUCGUUGAUGAUAGCGAGCCGGAUAGGAUAGAGGCCAAAAGUGCAGAUGCUCUGCCGGAAGGUCUUGUUCGCGAGCUUCCCAAUGCAGAUGAGUUCCCAAAAUCGCCUACUGAAGCUGCGGAUGCUACUAUUGAUGACCUAGAAGAUCUCCGGAAGCAACUCGAGGCCCUCAAUUCUUAA
This is a messenger RNA of Prunus armeniaca (apricot), 1320 nucleotides long. NCBI's taxonomy places the organism in Eukaryota, Viridiplantae, Streptophyta, Magnoliopsida, Rosales, Rosaceae. The record is from the annotation of a GenBank genome assembly.